Molecule: messenger RNA, 2728 nt
Organism: Darwinula stevensoni
Lineage: Eukaryota; Metazoa; Arthropoda; Ostracoda; Podocopida; Darwinulidae
Source: the annotation of a GenBank genome assembly
AUCGCGUUCAACCUUGCUCACCGCAGCAACUCGACCACGCGCACGUGCGGGAGGACUCUGGUGUGUCAAAGCGACUUGCCAGCGAAUCUCACUUAUGAAGUUUGCGCGACGCAGCGAAAGUGACUAUCGGGUACGGCCAACCACUGAAAAUGGCAAGGGCGAUAUGUUCAUUGCCCUAUCUUGCUCUUCUUCCUGUCCACUGAUGAGACCUUUCGGACUAUAGUCUCUAUGAACCUCUAUGGCUAAGCAAAGAUUGUGGUGAUGCUCAUCAGCAUAGUGUUGGAGUGAUUCAAGCAUAUCAUAGACCCCUUAUCAGACAUGAACGAGUCACCCCAAUACAAGCAAGCUGAUUUUGAAGAGGAGACUAGCAGUGUUGGCUCAGUCACUCUUGGAAUCAAUGAUGGAAUCACUUUUCAACCACAGCACUUCAGAUUCUACACAGGAUGCCCCAGACUGCGAAUGAGGACAGCCUUGGAGAGAAUCCUCUGUUCGUGUUGCAUUGCGUCUGCUUUCCUCAUCUUUGUCCUGACCAUCUUAUUGAUGAUCCAUUACUUUUCAACCCCUGAGAUCCAUAAAGAAGCUGAGGCUUGCUUGACCCCCUCAUGUAUCCAGACAUCGGCAUCAAUCUUAGCGGCCAUGGAUCUCACAAUUGAUCCCUGUGAAGACUUUUACCACUAUGCUUGUGGGGGCUGGGUGAGAAAGAACCCUUUACCUGCUGGCAAGAGCAUGUGGAACAUAAUAGAAAAAUUGAGUCAGGAAAACCAGCUCGUCUUGCGGAAUGCCCUUGAUGAUCUGUUGAAGCAAGAAAACAAUCUCAAGGGAUCUUCAGCAGAAAUGCUGGCCCUGCGCUACUUCAUUUCAUGUGUGGAUAAGGAUGGAAAACUUGAAGAUCUUGGUGCUACUCCCCUUGUGGAAUUCAUUGAGGAACUCGGGGGAUGGAACAUAUCAUCAAAGAAUUUUCAGGCCUCUACUUGGAACUUUCAGAAGGCUGUCCAGAAGAUACACAAUAAAUUUAAUCUUGGUGGACUCUUUAGGUGGAAAAUUGGCGAUGAUGAUCGGAAUGCAACCCAAUACAUCAUUCAGAUUGAUCAGGGUGGUCUGAGUCUGCCAUCACGAGAUUACUACUUGAAUAAGAGCAUUGAAGUUGAUGAUGUUCUCUCAGCCCUGCUGGAGUACAUGACCAGGACAGGGCUGCUUCUACAAGGUCCCAUGCAAGAAGAACCGUUGGAAGCAUUGCGCUUGUCCUUAAAAGACCAGAUGAGGGCAGUAAUAGAGUUUGAGAUCCUCUUGGCCAACAUCACAACUCCCAGUGAUCAGAGAAGGGAUGAAGAAAAGCUGUACCACAAGAUGCCUCUCAGGUCCCUGCAGGGUCUUGCUCCAUUCCUGGACUGGAAGGCAUACAUGAAUGAGGCAUUUGGUCUGGUGAACAAGAGCAUCACUGAAGAUGAAUCUGUCUUGGUCUAUGCCCCAGAGUAUCUCUCUGGUUUGUCUAAAUUGGUGGAGGUGCGACUGACAACAGAGAAGGGGAAAAUUCAGCUGGGAAACUAUGUGAUGUGGCAUGCUGUGAAUGGAAUGGUUUCCACAUUGUCGCGGUCGUUUCGAGAUGCGUUACGAGAUCUCAAGAAGGCCCUCGUGGGAGGGGAAGGAGAGACGAUCAGAUGGCGGGAUUGUAUAGAUGACACCACCAACACUUUUGGGUAUUCCAUGGGUGGACUGUUUGUAAAGACUCACUUCAACGGCUCAGCCAAAGCCCAGGCUCAGCAGAUGAUCAGCGAGAUCAAGGCAGCAUUCCAGGAAAAUUUGGUCAAUUUGCCAUGGAUGGAUGAUGAGACUCUGCAUGCUGCCAUUAUAAAAGCCAAUGCCAUCACAGAUAUGAUUGGGUAUCCUGAAUUCAUCAUGAACACUGAGGAGCUGAAUAAGAAGUAUGAUGGCCUGAACAUCAGGUCAGAUGCUUAUUUUGAGAACAACAUCCUCAUGAACCAACAGGCACUUCGAGAAAAUCUCGACAAUCUCGGGAAACCCGUGAAUCGCACAAAGUGGGAGAUGAGCCCACCCACAGUGAAUGCCUACUACACCCCAACUCGGAAUCAGAUGGUCUUCCCUGCUGGGAUCAUGCAACCUCCAUUCUAUUCCCCCGAUUUCCCUCAGGCCCUGAAUUAUGGUGGUUUGGGCAUUGUCAUGGGGCAUGAGCUCACACAUGCCUUCGAUGACCAGGGGAGAGAGUAUGACAAGGAUGGAAAUUUGAAUGCUUGGUGGAAUAAUGCCACUAUCAAGCGUUUCACCAAGCAGACACAAUGCUUCGUUCAUCAGUACGCCAAGUUUAAGAUCAACGAGGAAAACCUGAAUGGAGUGCAGACUUUAGGUGAGAACUUGGCUGAUAAUGGAGGACUGAAGGCUGCCUACAAAGCAUAUGAUGCAUGGUUGUUCCACCAGUCCAAUUUCGAAGAUCAGCAUCUUCCUGGUUUGAAUUUCACUUUUCGUCAGCUAUUCUUCAUCAGCUUUGCACAGGUUUGGUGCUCAGUGGGGACAAAAGAGGCAUUCCACCUCCAAGUGGUGAAUGAUGAUCAUUCCCCUGGUGAGUUUCGUGUCAUUGGUGCAUUAAGUAAUAAUGAUGACUUCAGCCGGGAAUUUAAUUGUCCGCGGGGAUCUCGUAUGAAUCCUUCCGAAAAAUGCGUUGUUUGGUGAUUUGCUGCUUUGUUGUCCUCCUUUUUCCUAGGAAUGAAUGAAG